Calypte anna (Anna's hummingbird) is the source of this 1289-nucleotide messenger RNA. RefSeq names its product putative UDP-GlcNAc:betaGal beta-1,3-N-acetylglucosaminyltransferase LOC100288842. The record is from RefSeq and is a predicted model, not a curated record. Gene Ontology annotation, molecular function: hexosyltransferase activity. Bases 216 to 1289 code for a protein of 357 amino acids. NCBI's taxonomy places the organism in Eukaryota, Metazoa, Chordata, Aves, Apodiformes, Trochilidae. Gene Ontology annotation, cellular component: membrane. The transcript has 2 exons.
AGUUUUGGUUGCUUUUGUUUUUGAUGCAAUUGCAACACGAUCAUCCCCUGGGAUCAUCUUUCCUCCCUGCAGACAGGUGAGGUGGAAGCAUCAGCUCUGGACACUGGGCAGUAACUCAAUCCCCCAGACACAGAUCCAGCCCCUGCCCCCUGAGCUUCUGCUGGAGAGAACCUGCUGGAGACACAGACCCUGCUGCAGGAAGAGCUCCCACCACCAUGCAGCUGAUGCUCUGCAGGCUCCGAACUCACCAAUGGUGCUUCAUCCUCUUUAAUAUUUUGCUUUUCCACGUGCUGCUUUUUGGAGCAGAUUUACUGGAGCAGUAUUUCCUGAGGUCCUUACCUCUUUCCUACACCGACGGGAAGGCUCUUGACAUCAGGGAGAGAGCCAGGAAGCUGGACACGGAGCCUCUGAAGCUCAAUCUCUCUCUCUCUGUCAGCAGCACAGCCUCAUGCUCAUAUCAGGAGAUAUUUUUGCUUGUUCUUGUCUGGAGCAGCCCAGAGAACAGGGCAAGGCGUGAGGUGAUCAGGCAGACGUGGGGCAAUGUGACAGAAACCAGAGGUUACAGUGUCCUGACUCUGUUUGCUCUGGGAAAGCCACCUCCAGGGACCCCCCAGCUGGAGAUCACUGCAGAGGCUCAUAAGCACAGGGACAUUAUUGAAGGCAGCUUCAUGGAUUCUCCCCAGACACAGACCCAGAAGAUGCUGAUGAGUGUGGAGUGGGCAGUGGCUUUCUGUCCCCAGGCAAGGUACAUCCUUAAAACAGCUGAAGAUGUGUUUGUGGGCAUUCCCAGCCUGGUUGGGUACUUGCUGAGCUUAACACAGCUUGAGGACAUCUACCUGGGCAGGGUCAUCCACCAAGCCAUGCCUGACAGAGACCCUGCCAGCCCUGGUUUUGUUCCCACCCAUCACUACCCAGAGGAGGUUUACCCAGACUACUGCCAGGGCAGUGCUUUCAUCAUGUCCCAGGAUGUGGCUCGCAAGGUGCUGGUGGCUGCCAAGGAGGUGCCACCCUCAGUGCCCCCCGAGAUCUUCAUUGGCAUCUGUGCCAAGAAAGCUGGCAUCACCCCCACCCACAGCUCUCGUUUCUCUGGGGAAAAGCACAUCAGCUACAACAGAUGCUGCUAUCAAUUCAUCUUCACCUCUUCCAACAUGAAGCAGGAGGAGUUGUUUAGAAACUGGAAGGAAACAAGUGAUGGGAAUGAUUGCUCAUUACUGGAAACUUACUAUGGUCUGGUGUCCUGCAAGGUUUUGACCUAUAUUGAUAGGUUCAAACAGUUUAGCUUAGAAUAA